Messenger RNA from Globicephala melas (long-finned pilot whale), 7019 nucleotides. RefSeq names its product elongator acetyltransferase complex subunit 4 (gene ELP4). NCBI's taxonomy places the organism in Eukaryota, Metazoa, Chordata, Mammalia, Artiodactyla, Delphinidae. The record is from RefSeq and is a predicted model, not a curated record. Gene Ontology annotation, biological process: tRNA wobble uridine modification. Gene Ontology annotation, cellular component: elongator holoenzyme complex; transcription elongation factor complex; cytoplasm.
UCAACGCGGGAAGCGCCAAGAUGGCGGCAGCGGCGUCUUGCAGCACAGGCACCAGGAGUACUGGGUCUAUAGUGGUGGCGGCUAGCAGGAACAGCGUCACCAGCUUCCAGCGGAGGGGUCCUAGAGCCAGCGGUACCGACAGCGGCUGCUCUCGACUGGUGUCCAUCGCGGGGACACGACCGUCGGUGCGGAAUGGACAGCUGCUGGUAUCAACCGGGCUCCCAGCCCUGGACCAGCUCCUAGGUGGAGGUUUGGCCGUUGGAACAGUUCUUCUAAUUGAAGAGGAUAAAUAUAAUAUUUAUUCUCCUUUGCUCUUCAAGUAUUUCCUGGCAGAAGGAAUUGUCACUGGACAUACUUUGUUAGUUGCAUCUGCAAAAGAAGACCCUGCUGACAUUUUACAGGAACUUCCUGCACCAUUACUUGAUGAGAAUUGUAAAAAAGAAUGUGAUGAAGACAUAUGUAAUCAUAAAACAGAAUCUAACAUUAAGAUGAAAAUAGCUUGGCGUUACCAGUUAUUACCCAAGAUGGAGGCUAGACCAGUAUCAUCUUCAAGAUUUGGUCACUAUUAUGAUGUAUCAAAAAGGAUACCACAAGAACUAAUUGAGGCUUCAAAAUGGCAUGGAUUUUUUCUUCCAGAAAAAAUAUCAUCAACUCUUAAUUUAGAACCCUGUUCUUUGAACCAUGGCUACAUAAAGCUGCUGCAGUUUAUCCAGAACGUCAUUUAUGAGGAAGGAUUUGAUGGAUCCAAUCCCCAGAAAAAACAGAAAAACAUUUUAAGAAUAGGAAUCCAGAAUCUUGGUUCACCUUUGUGGGGAGAUGACAUUUGCUGGACAGAAAACUGUGACAGCAAUCACAGUCUUACAAAGUUCCUCUAUAUGCUCCGUGGUCUCCUGCGAAGCUCUCUUUCAGCCUGUAUCAUCACAGUGCCAACACACCUUAUCCAGAAUAAAGCAAUUAUUGCUCGUGUUACAAACUUGUCAGAUACAGUAGUUGGUCUGGAAUCAUUCAUUGGUUCAGAGAAAGAAACCAACCCAUUAUAUAAGGAUUAUCAUGGUUUGAUUCAUAUACGGCAGAUUCCUCAGCUUAAUAACUUGAUUUAUGAUGUAUCAGAUGUCAAAGACUUAGCUUUUAAAUUAAAAAGGAAGCUAUUCACCAUUGAGCGACUGCAUUUGCCUCCAGACUUGUCAGACACAGUGAGCCGCUCGAGCAAACAGGAUCUGGCAGAAUCCGCCAAGCUGCUGGGCCCAGGCUGUGGCAUGACGGCCCGAGGCAAGAAGCACCUGGACUUCUAGUGAUUCCUCCUUAGUGGUUGAUGCAGAAUUAUAUGACACUCUAAUUAUGAUUGCUAAUAGCUUAUGUAAAUAUUUUUCUUAACGAUUUGACCUCCAAUCCUUGAAAAACAGUUAGGAUUGCAAAAUGAGGCCACCGUUCUUUGUUAUUUUAACCAACUUUCUAUACAGAAAUAGUACAGCAGAAAUACUUUCACUUUAAAUUUUGUUUUAUGCUAUAUCUAGAGAAAAUAGAUAAUUUUAUUUUUUUUUUUUGCGGUACGUGGGCCUCUCACUGCUGUGGCCUCUCCCGUUGCCGAGCACAGGCUCCGGACGCGCAGGCUCAGCGGCCAUGGCUCACGGGCCCAGCUGCUCCGUGACAUGUGGGAUCUUCCCGGACCGGGGCACGAACCCGUGUCCCCUGCAUCGGCAGGCGGACUCUCAACCACUGCGCCACCAGGGAAGCCCCAAUAAUUUUAUUUUUAAAUAAAAGCAAAUCAAGAUGCCUUACAGUGGUCAUUAGUGUAUGUGUGUUUAAGGCACUCAGGUCAUGGUAAAGUGCAUGUUACAGCAGGUAGCAUAUAAAACAUUAUGAAAUUCAAAAUUAUAUAUGAAAAACGUAUUUUCUCUUCAUUUCUGAAAAAGACACCUCCUACCAAAAAUGCUAAGGUUUUUUUAAGAAAUGAAAAAAUUUGUUUGCUAAUAUAUGAAGACUAAAAUAAAAUGAAUUUGCAUUUAUGCAUCCUGUUAUGAAAUUGAUGAAAACAAGAUAGUAUUUUGGGAUUAAGACUCCAUUAAAAAUAAUUAGUCUGCCCUAGUAGUUAAUAAAUAUAAAGAACUUGAGUGAUAGAAAACUUAGACAAAGAAGUAGAUGGUCUCUGUUGAAACAAUUAAAGUCUGCACUGUGAAAUUAUGUCAAUAGACAUAAUUCAGGAUUGAAAUUCAAACCGACAGCUACAUUCAUGCUAGGAUACUGGGGAAAAACAUGUAUUGAAGCUUGGUGAGAGAUUUUUACAAAACAUCGGUCUGAGACAAAGUAUAAAAAAGCUAACUCAGAUUUCCAUUGCAUCAGGUAAAACCCUUUGUUAAUUAUGAACAUUGGUAGGUGUGUACAGUUAUAACAAUAUAAACAUGGCUUUGCGGAUAUAUUGAACUCGUUUUCAUAUGAAAUACUAGUUUUUUGAAUCAUAGUUCCAUAUUCUCAAAGCUUUUGACAAAUAGUAGACAAAAAGUAAAAGUUAGAAAAGUAACUUGAGUCUCAGUUUUUAAAAAAAGCUGUUUAACAUCUGUUAGGAGAAACUGAAUUUUCAAGAUACAUUUCCAAAUAUAUUAGCCUAUCUUGAAGCAGUUAUAUCUAGCAUUUUUGAGCAGUUUGCUUUUAAUAUACCACAAAUUAUACUUUAUUUGUUCUUGACAACAUUGCGGAAAACAAAGCCUAGGUUUUUAAAACUGUCUAACCGAUAUGAUGAAUGUCAGUCACUUAAAAAAAACCCACUGUAGCAUAAACACAUACUGUAUACAGCUUUUAUUCAGAAUUAGAAUAAUUGAAUCAAUGACAGGAUGUCAAAUCUCUCCAUCAUAUCCUGUCACUACCAGUUUAUUUUUUGUGAUCAAAAUCAAAAAGACAACUAUUUUGUCACCUGCUAUUUCAUUAGUACUAAAAAUCAGGUUUCUUCUUCUAUUUUUUUAGAAUGUCUGGUUUAUUUUUUUCACUUCUUUUAAUUCAAAAGACACAAAUUCUUCCCCAUUUUCUUUUCAAAAUAAAGUUUAAGAAUUGAUCUGUCAGUUAAAAUUAAAGGGCUUUCAUAUUAAGCAAAGGUGCUUUUAAAAUGUAAAGCAACUUCAAAAAAUCAGUUUAGUCCAUAGAUAAUAAAUAAUAUGCAAAUACUCCACAAAAGCUUUGCUAUGUCCUUUGAAAGCAUUAUGAACAAUCUGAAUUAGCUCAAGUGAAUAUUUUAGUUGGGUUAUUAUUUUAAUAAGGCUAACCUUUUUCUCACCGUGUUGUGAUUCGUUUUAUACAAACACACAACGGAAGAAUUACAUAGCAUUUGACACUGAAAAGGAAAUGUGAGGUCAUCGGAUAUGAAAAUUGCUUGUCAAAAAUACUUAGUAGGUCAUCGAUUUACUACCCUAGCUACCAUGUCUAUAAGAUUAACAGCCAAUUACUAUUUAGUAUAUGCUUUGCAAAUAAAUACUAUAAAAAUUGAAUGUGCAUAUUUGAACCCUUAUUUUAAAUAUAAAAGAAACUUUUAAAACUCAGUGAAAGUGCAUUUUGAACAAUAAUAGUACCUGGCCUUUCCAAAAAUCAGAUUCAGGUACUUUGUGGGUCUGAUUCACUAGGCAAGCUUUGUAAAAAACAAGCUACUGGAGAGGGAUGUAUAUUUUUGUUUUGCACUGAUAAAAACCCACUCUAAAAAUGUGUUUUCUUUCCUUCUGGAAACAUCAAUUGUCCAUAUGCUAAUAACUUACUACAUAAAAAUACUGGUCCUCAAUAAUGCUACUGUAGGUAUACAGACCAUUUUGGUAUAUUAUAAAAUAUACACUCUGUUGACAGAUUUCUUUUUCAAUUAUCAGCUUGUCUCAAAGAUUUUAAGUAACAAUGCCAAACAGUGUUUGAAACGUCCUCAUAUCUUUUAAAUGUUUCUAAAACUUCUAAACCCUCUAUGGUAUUCAUUUCUUACGCUAGAUUUGCCUUUCUUUAACAUGAGGUAAAUAUUUUGACUGCUAGAGUCUGCUCAGGUGCUGGGGUUCUAAGACCUUCCGAAUUUCUUUAUAGUAGCCACCAAUUUCCACCUCUCUCUUCCAUUUAUUCUUUAUCUCCACCUCCAGGACCUGCAAAUACUAACACUAGACAAAAUAAAACUACUUCAAGAGGAAGCAACACUGCAAUCAAUUCCCUAUCUUUUAAAGAAUCAACACACGAAUGCGCAUACAAAGCAAAAGUAGGGGGAAAGCCCUAUUCAUUUGUUUAAGCCCAUUAUGAAUGUCAUUUCUAAAGCAUCAUGUUAAUGCUUUCCAAAGAUAGUCACCAUUAACACCACCAAAUUUAAGCAAUUCUAACCCUAUUUACACUUUGAACUUCAAAACUGAGCAGUGAAGUCUUUCAGAACCGAGACAAAAAAAAAAAAUUUUUUUUAUCAAUAAUAAAAAACAGAUGAGGUUUAUUCUUGAGGAACAGAAAAGGGAAGAAUUUGUGUUUGGCCUUGGUGAGCCAAGCGUUAUACAUAGAAGAAAACCCUUUAAAAAAAAAAAAAAAAUCUCGUUAACAUUAAAGCCCAGAGCAAAAAGAAGAAUAUGGACAGCAUUCUAAGAUGACAAACAUUCACCAAACAAAGCUGAAUCUUAGAAUAAUACUGUAUGAAUGACUCCUAGGAAGCCUCGUUAUGAUUUUUUUUUAAAGGAGGAAGAAAUGACUAUGUGAGCCACGUCAAGAAGCAGCUGCUUCCCAUUCAAGAGGGGGCACAGCUUUGGGGCGGGGAGGAGGGAUAUUCCGGGAAUUCAUUAUAGUAAAACGCAUUUGUUUACUUGGAGUAAUUUGAAUGUUUCUUACUCAACCUUCAGCUCGAAUUCUGUUCACCUGGUCUCCCUAAGUCAGUCAAGUUUGGAGAAAAAUCAUAGGCUGUAAGUCUCACGAGUCUACCAAGGACAUCACAAAUAGAUGGCCACCAUCCUGGAAGAUGGCGUCAAAGCAUCCCUGAAGAGUUCCCAUUCAUAAAUAUAUAAAUAUACCUAUCAAUAAAUAAACAAGAAUUAGUUCAAGAAUGAGUAGAAGGCCACCUCGGGGCAGUGCUUCCACACGGUAUCUGCCGUGCUGUCCCCAAGGGCAUGCCUGGAGCUCCAUUCAAAAGGACAGCUCGUCUCCCUAGGGUGAGGGCACGAGGCAGAAGGCAAGGCAGCUGACCCAUCCUGCUGGAUCAGAGGGCAUCUGCAGCUGAGUGGCCGCUUCAGACUAAACCAGGGUGCUGAGCCACCGCGCCCUGGCAAGCCUGACCCUCAGAGGACACGUGUACGUGCCUAAGUGCACACAGGCAGCUCUCCUCUGCGGCCACAGCACUCCCCUCCUCCCGGCCUCAGCUCCUGCACCCAAAUGCCACACCCGGUGCUCCAAAGUCUCUGCUCUCUGCACAACAGAGCCGUGGGCCAGGACCGGCUGCCUGACGCUGGCCCAAAUCAGAGCCACUUGGAAACCGUCCCUUCUUGCAGGGAAGAAGUGAGCCAGCCAGCGGCUGUCACACACACUCACACAUAGCCUUCCUCUGACAGUUCCCUGGGCACAUGUCCCUCAAGGAAUGUAGGCUGCAAAACGUUAGGAGGUAGAAAUAUCUGCACGGGCGACUCUACCAAUAGUGCGUACGUGCGCACACUGCCGCAGAAGUGUGCACGCGUGCAGCGCAGGCUCACAGUCAAUCAAACUACAUGCACACGUAUAAAAACUGCAGUCAGCAUGUCUCAGUGUGCAGGCAACUCUGGUGGAAUAUUAAUAUACAGCAUGCCAGACAAUUAUCUUUUCACAAGUAAUUCUUUAACUAGAAAAUAGUAGAUGUUAAACUAGAAGGUUAUUUUUUAAAGCCUCCAAUUAAUUUCUCUAUUUCUGAUCAUUUGCCUUUGGGGAUUUAAAACAAAACAAAAAAGGAGCAGAGUACAAUUCAGCGGAAGUGUGUCUUUGUCCCCAGAGGGUUUUGCCUGUGAGGCAUUUAAUCUAGGUCGCCAGCCCCCCAGCCUUUGACUGAAGCUUGCAGAAGAAACUUAUCCAUAUUGACUUAUAUGUUACACAGAACAGACAGAAAUAAAAGUCUCAGACAGGCCUUUCUCACCCAACAAAGGCUUAUUUUUUUCCAUCCUUUGCUUGGGCUCAAGCACUCCUGCCCUGCGUGCCGCCACUUUAAACAUGAUCAGAUCUGUGCUUCAUUGCAAAUAACAACUGACCAACAAUGGGCCCUGCUUCAUAGAUUUGGGAAUGUUUGGCUUAAGCUGCCAAUGACUGAAGGCCUUUAACUCCCACCGGCCAGUCACAGUCCGCUUUGUUGUUGUCUGUUGAUGUGUCUGUGCUCAUUAUUCCUUGACAUGCAACAUCCCCCCUCCAGCCUCCACCCAUCCACAGCCGCACAGAAAGCGAGAUUCAAAUGGGAACAGCUGUAGUGGUUCAAUGGGAAGUGAUGCCCCUUGUGCAAAGGGGAGGGAGACAGAAAAGGGAGAGGGCCUAUUGGAGAAAGGCAACAGCUUUCAGGGAGUCUUGUAUAAGAAACCUACUUUUGAAUAUAGUUCAGUGAAAUCGCUGUUGAGACGCUGACAAUGGAAAUCUGCCCAGAUUGAAAAUGCCAGCCCUAAUUCAAAAGACAAUUCCUAGUUAAUAGGUUGUUGCAUUUUUAAAUUAUUUCUCGACUUUGAGCUUCUGAAUUAAACAGCUAACUGGGAAAUGCUACCAUUUUGUAUAUGUACUCUGGGUAUAAAUGGGCACAGGUCUACACACAGCUUUAAGUGGAAUUUCUUUCUAACACAUUUGCGAUUUAUGACACCUAUAAGAAUUAUUUCUUUAAGGAUCAUUGGGAUUUAAAAUAGAGUAUGUAUGAAAGCAACCAUUCGUUUAGAAUGUUAAUCUAACAAGGAAACAAAAUUUGUAACACCACACUAUAAGGUUAAAAAGAAAAUAGUAUAAUAAAGGAAAUACAAAGGCUUUGGCAUGGUUUUUACAAUCAACAAUGGUUAAUUUUGAUAUGUAGUUGUGAACAACUUCAAAACACUUAAGUUUAA